This is a messenger RNA of Rattus norvegicus (Norway rat), 5538 nucleotides long. NCBI's taxonomy places the organism in Eukaryota, Metazoa, Chordata, Mammalia, Rodentia, Muridae. The record is from RefSeq and is a predicted model, not a curated record.
AAUUUGAGCCAAGAAGAACAGGAUGGGCAAGAUAAAGCCAUGAGUAAGAAGUCUAAUAGUUACAUAAAAUGUUAGGAUAUGGAGGCCUGUGUAAGCGCAGGUUAGCUAUGUAUUUUGCUCUAAACUUUAACAGUCACGGUGAGAAUAGAGCCAUCUUUGAAUGCAUACAAUAUGAUUAUGUAAGAAAUGUAAGAUUUGCUAUACAUAAACCUGCUGCAGCCAGUGCUUAGCCAGUUUGCAGAAUACAGUCAUUAUUUCAGCUUUUACCGAAUUUACAUACACGGGCAACUUGAAGAUGAUAGUCUGGAAACAAAGUUAAGUAGUAUUAUUUAAGAGUAUCCAAAAGCGCUGGGGAUUUAGCUCAGUGGUAGAGCGCUUACCUAGGAAGCGCAAGGCCCUGGGUUCGGUCCCCAGCUCCGGAAAAAGAAAAAAAAAAAAAGAAAAAGAAAAAGAGUAUCCAAAAGCAUAAAAUAUUUUAAAAACAAUCUUAGCAAAUUUAUACGUUAUAAAAUUUGUACAUUGAAAAUUAUUAAUUGUUGACGUUAAUGGAGACCUAAAGAGAUGGAAGCGUUUACCUGUUCAUGGCUGAGGCAGUACUGUCAGUGUCAGGUAGCCUCCCAUGGGAGCACGGUUUCAUUUCAAUCCCAAUAGAAAUCAGACUUUAACGGAAAUAGAUGGGCAGAUUUAUUUAAAAAAAAAAAAACUGAGCUGAAGUUGUUUGAAAAGAGGGCAAAGGACUAACUACAUGGCUUCUGGCUUACUUUAAAGCUACUGUGGUUAACAGGGUAAACUUAAUGUAAAAUUAAACUAGAAAAACCUCCAGAGGAGUUUUUAAGAAAUGUCAUUGUGACUUCUUAUUGCAUCAAAAGCAUUCACAGCACUUGUGAGGCAUAAGCAGGCAGGGCUUUGUGAGUUCAAAGACAGCCAGAGCUAUAGAGACACUGUGUUUCAAAACAGCAACAAAAAAGAACCAAAAUUGAAAGAUGAAUCAGUUAACAGCUCCAGCUUCGUAUUUUUAACUGGACAGAAGAUUUGAGCAAGAGUCAGAGUGGCCCUGACAUGAGCUCAUUGCAUCAUGGAGGACUUGCAGAUCAAAUGCACCAAGGCCUGAGAGAAUAUCGGAGACUUUAUACAUAGCUGUUGAAAAUGCGAAGUGAUGAAAGGUUCAGCGAACUAUUGCCAAACAGAUUCAGAUGGUUCGGCAGGUUGGUAAGGGCCGGUAUGGAGAAGUAUGGAUGGGUAAAUGGCGUGGUGAAAAAGUGGCUGUCAAAGUGUUUUUUACCACUGAAGAAGCUAGCUGGUUUAGAGAAACAGAAAUCUACCAGACGGUGUUAAUGCGUCAUGAAAAUAUACUUGGUUUUAUAGCUGCAGACAUUAAAGGCACCGGUUCCUGGACUCAGCUGUAUUUGAUUACUGAUUACCAUGAGAAUGGGUCUCUCUAUGACUUCCUGAAAUGUGCCACCCUGGACACCAGAGCCCUACUCAAGUUAGCUUAUUCUGCUGCCUGUGGUCUGUGCCACCUCCACACAGAAAUUUAUGGCACGCAAGGCAAGCCUGCAAUUGCUCAUCGAGACCUGAAGAGCAAAAACAUCCUUAUUAAGAAAAAUGGUAGUUGCUGUAUUGCUGACCUGGGCCUAGCUGUUAAAUUCAACAGUGACACAAAUGAAGUUGACAUACCCUUGAACACCAGGGUGGGCACCAGGCGGUACAUGGCUCCAGAAGUGCUGGACGAGAGCCUGAGUAAAAACCAUUUCCAGCCCUACAUCAUGGCUGACAUCUACAGCUUUGGUUUGAUCAUUUGGGAGAUGGCCCGUCGCUGUAUUACAGGAGGAAUCGUGGAGGAAUAUCAAUUACCAUAUUACAACAUGGUGCCUAGUGACCCAUCUUAUGAAGACAUGCGUGAGGUCGUGUGUGUGAAACGCUUGCGGCCAAUCGUCUCUAACCGCUGGAACAGUGAUGAAUGUCUUCGAGCCGUUUUGAAGCUGAUGUCAGAAUGCUGGGCCCAUAAUCCAGCAUCCAGACUCACAGCUUUGAGAAUCAAGAAGACGCUCGCAAAGAUGGUUGAAUCCCAGGAUGUAAAGAUUUGACAAACAGUUUUGAGAAAGAAUUUAGACUGCAAGAAAUUCACCCAAGGAAGGGUGGAGUUAGCAUGGACUAGGAUGUCGGCUUGGUUUCCAGACUCUCUCCUCUACAUCUUCACAGGCUGCUAACAGUAAACCUUUCAGGACUCUGCAGAAUGCAGGGUUGGAGCUUCAGACAUAGGACUUCAGACAUGUUGUUCUUUGCGUAUGGACAGCUUUGUUUUAAAUGUGGGCUUUUGAUGCCUUUUUGGUUUUUAUGAAUUGCAUCAAGACUCCAAUCCUGAUAAGAAGUCUCUGGUCAAACUCUGGUUACUCACUAUCCUGUCCAUAAAGUGGUGCUUUCUGUGAAAGCCUUAAGGAAAUUAGUGAGCUCAGCAGAGAUGGAGAAAGGCAUAUUUGCCCUCUACAGAGAAAAUAUCUGUCUGUGUUCUGUCUCUGUAAACAGCCUGGACUAUGAUCUCUUUGGGAUGCUGCCUGGUUGAUGAUGGUGCAUCAUGCCUCUGAUAUGCAUACCAGACUUCCUCUGCUGCCAUGGGCUUACAAGACAAGAAUGUGAAGGUUGCACAGGACGGUAUUUGUGGCCAGUGGUUUAAAUAUGCAAUAUCUAAUCGACAUUCGCCAAUCUCAUAAAAGCCAUCUACCUUGUAACUGAAGUAACUUCUCUACCAACUUUAUUUUUAGCAUAAUAGUUGUAAAGGCCAAACUAUGUAUAAAGUGUCCAUAGACUCGAACUGUUUUCCUCCAGUCACCAUUUUGUUUUCCUUUUGGUAAUUAUUUUUGUUAUAUAAUUCCUCCUAUCCAGAAUUGGCGCUCACUGUCUUGAACCAUACUUUGAAAGAAAUGCCUCUUCCUGGAGUCUGCCUUACUGCAUCUGAUCACCAUGUGCAUACCUCUGAUCAAAUUCUGGAGUCUUUGUUCUCGGUACCUCUUAAAAAGGGAAAUUGUGUAUCAUGUGUAGUGUGCUUUUAUUUUCAAAAUCUUCAUAGCCUUUAUUCUAGCCAUUUUUACCUACAUACUCAUUCUGUACAAAACAGCUCACUCGGGUCUCACGGCUGAUCCUCAGUGGAAAUGAUUUAAAGUAGAGCUGUGUACGAAUUUCAGAAUUCAUGUAUUUAAAAACUUCACACUAACACUUUACUAAGAUAUUGUCUCAUAUCUUUUAUGAGGAUGUCAGCUGAUUUUUCAAUGACUAUAAAUGUAUCUUAGCUAUCUAAAUCUUUUGAAAUUUGGUUUUAUAAUUUCUGGUCCCUAACUUGUGAAGACAAAGAGGCAGAAGUACCCAGUCUACCCACAUUUACACUGAACAUUAUUAAAUAAAAAAAUGUAUAUUUUAUAGAGGCCUUGUUAUCUCAAAGAACAGUUCUGGUUAAAACUUAUUAUACCAAUAUCAUACUAUUGAGAUGUUUAUUCUAAGCAAACAAGCCAUGUGACAUUGUUUCUUUGGAUAAAACAAACUAAAGAUGGUUAUAUCAAAACAUAGAUCGAUUUAAAUUAAAUGGGAGGCAGGUAGGGCAUGUGUCCAUCUGUCCAUCUACAGACAUGACUAAACUUAGUAAAGUACCUCAGAUCAUAUUCCACAAAUUUGUUUUCCUGUUUUGUUUAAUGAGUCUCAUCUACUGUUCCUCAGCCCUGAGAACACUGAGGUCUGAUUUUACAUGUUUAAAUUGUGUGUGGAGGCCACUGUAAUGACUCUUGUCUACUUAGCGUGCUCUAAGGAAAGGCCAUCAGGAGUUAAUUGUAAGGCAGGCAGCAAGUGCUCCAGUCAUUGCCUUCCCACACUGCCAUCACUGCGCUUACGCAAAUGGCAAAUGCUGCUGUCUUUCCUUAUUUGGCUUCCCAAAAUCGAAAGUUUCAUUAAAUUUACUGUGUUCUCCUCCCCCUCUUACUCUUAAAUUUAAAAUUCAGUAAGUGAAAUAUUUAAGAGUGCAUCAGACCUUUGGCCAGUGAGAAAAUGCUCAGUAGGUAAAGACACUUGCUGCCAAGCCUGCGAGCCUCAGUUCAGACUGCGGACACAGUGACGGGAGGGCGCCAACUACCGUCCAGUUAUCCUCUGACUUCCACACACUCCAUGGCAUGCCCGCUCCCCGAAACACACACCAUUCACUCCACAUUCUCAAAAGUAAUUUAAGGAAAAAAAAAAUAGAACCCUCUGUGUUAAUGUAUUAAGUAUUAUGUAGUUACUUAAUUAACAACUUGUAAAUAUCUGGAAACUAUGAUUUGGUCCCUCUUUGAAUCUAGAGUUUAAAAAACACAUGGCUAAAGUCAGCCAUCCUUUAAUAUUUAAUUAUUUAAAGGAUGGCUGAUUUUAGCCAUGUGUUUUUUAAAUAUAAAAGCCCCAAACCCCAAACUGCUUAAAUAUAUACCAAGUAAUCCAGGAAGACAUCAUACGUGGUUUGUAUGACCAGUAGUUCUCUAGUACAGAGCAUGUUAAGAUUUGCCCCAGCCUGAUUCUGUGAGGUUUCUACAGCACUCAGUAAUGUUCUGAGUAUAAAGUCUGAACUGAUUACUCUGGAAAUAUUCUAACAAAAGAUAUUUUAGUCAGAGAGCUAUGUUCCCCUUCCAGUGUCUAGAACCUUUUCUAAGCCUGUAAGUCACCUUUUGCUGUCAUCAGCUGUUGUCCUGGAGUGUGCCAGUUUUCAUUUAUUCAUCCUAAUAAUAGUCAAUGUGUUCUUCUUUUUAGAUGUUUUUCUUGUUUAGAAUAAAAGGAAUAAUUUUUCAAGAACCAUACAUCUCUGAUUUGGCCUAAGGUCAAAUUGGAUAUUGGGUACUCUACUCCAGGGCAGAUUUCAAAAGUGAUACACUUGUCUUUUCAGAUCUGUAUUGUUUUGAAAUGUUUCCAAAGGCCUAAGAUAAUUUCAACAGAAGUGUCACUCGUGAAAAGAAACGUGGUGUAGCCCUUGUGGUAAUAACACAAAUUGACUUGAGUCAGAGGUUAAGACAGUUACAGUUAUCUCGCCUCCGGGCUGGAAGAGGCAUGAAAACAGGGCAAGCAGAACCUGAUUCUCUGGGGUCCUGUAUGAACCCACAGGGCAUGGGAAGGAUCGUUCCAUAAAGAAAGCCUGUAUGGACGGCUUUUGCAAAGAGUUAGAUGUAAUACUGUAAUUUUAGGUUCUGCUCUGUACUUCCUUUCAGUGGAAUUAUUUAAGCUCUUUAGUGACCUUUGUUUUUCCCACUUAAAAACUAAAAUGUAGCAUAUGUUGUAUAAAAUGAAAAUAUUAAUGACUUAGGGAGAUUGUACAUAAGGCAUUGACAGGUUAAAAAAAAGCAUUUUUAUUAUGCAAUUGUAAAACACCAAAAAUAUAGAUUCAUCUUUGAUAUGUAACACACUAAAUGUAUUUUGUACAGCAUCUGAUUUAAAAGGUGCCUUAUUAAGUUUACCAUUAAUUGCUUUGUUCUAUAUACAGAUUAUGUCCAAUGUAUCAUUUUUCAGUAAAUAACCUUAUUUUAGUAUACUUCA